Molecule: messenger RNA, 321 nt
Organism: Abrus precatorius (Indian licorice)
Lineage: Eukaryota; Viridiplantae; Streptophyta; Magnoliopsida; Fabales; Fabaceae
Product: protein LIM1
Exons: 2
Coding region: 1-321 (106 amino acids)
Biological process (GO): systemic acquired resistance
Molecular function (GO): fatty acid binding
Source: RefSeq, a predicted model, not a curated record
AUGAAGUUUUAUAGUUACAAGGCAGUGUCAUUAUUGUGGCUUUUGUUGAACGUGGCAACUUUGGUGGCACAAGUUCAAAGCACUCCAUGCACAAGCACAUUCUUUUCUGCUCUUGUGCAACUCAUUCCCUGUAGGGCAGCAGUGGCUCCUUUUAGCCCAAUUCCACCAAGUGAUGCUUGUUGCAAUGCCCUUAAGGCAUUAGGGCAACCAUGUUUGUGUGUUCUUGUCAAUGGCCCUCCAAUAUCUGGGGUAGACCGUAACAUGGCCUCACAGCUUCCAGAGAAAUGCACAGCUAACUUUGAACCAUGUGAAAUCAUGUGA